Molecule: messenger RNA, 1023 nt
Organism: Lodderomyces beijingensis
Lineage: Eukaryota; Fungi; Ascomycota; Pichiomycetes; Serinales; Debaryomycetaceae
Source: the annotation of a GenBank genome assembly
AUGGAUAGGCCAAUGGUACGUUUUGCCUUGUUUGCGUUGUUUUCCUGGGGCUUGGCCACGCCACCGGCGUGCUUUUUGAGUUGCGUUUCUGAAGUCACCCGCGACUUCCCCGGCCAUUUGAAAGAUGUUACCCGUGUUUGUCAAAAGGAAGACGCGAUUGUUGGAUGUCUAGUUGAUAUAUGCCCCUUUGGCAAUUUCCAAAGUGCAAGGGACCAUUACAUAGGCACAUGUUUGGAGCAUGGAAGACCCACGGUGACAAACCCAUAUCCGCCGCCGGCCGCGUGGCCUCCCGAAGACUAUGAGGAAAAAGCGCCAAAAGUGCACAAGCCGGCGCAGCAUAUUAAAUCGCAAGCUUUGCAUUCUCAUUCUUCUCCUCCUGGCGAGGAGUCCCACAUUUCCGCUCCGCUGACGGAAAAGGCAGUUGCAUCUGAGCAAUGGGGCAAAGACCACCACGCAACCAAGCCAGCAUCUAGUGCCAGUGGUGACCCAGGGGAAGAAUUUGUCGAGUAUAGCGAAGCCGAACCGGAAGAAGGACUCGCCUAUGAUCCAAACUAUCCCAUAACAUGGGAGGAUACCAACGGCGUAGAUGAAGAUGGCGAUUUUUACAUUCUCAGAAGACCGGUAAAUGUGCCCUUGGAACUCAGAGAUCCAGCCAGCGCCGGGAAAACCACGCGAGUCCAGGUCAGGUCAAAACCGAAAUCCACAACAAAGAAUGAACGUGACGGCAAACGUGAAGACAAACACGAAGAUAAAUCCCUCGAGUUGGACCCGAAAACAAAAGUUUCUAUCCAAAACUCACAUGACCCCAGCCAAGACCGCUACCACCACUCAUUCCCCGGUUACAAAUCCUCAGAAGCAAAAGGAACCUAUGGUGUCCCCAAAGAUGAGGUCGAAGCCGCGGGCUUGUUUUCACGUAAGCGGAGAUUGAGCUUGAAAGGCGGCGUCAGUAUAAAGAAGCCCAAAUAUAAAAAGUUUUUGCAAAAAAUUCCCUUGUAUGAAUACGACAACGGCGGAUCCGAAUAA